This is a messenger RNA of Lobosporangium transversale, 465 nucleotides long. RefSeq lists its product as hypothetical. The record is from RefSeq and is a predicted model, not a curated record. The coding region runs from base 1 to 465 and encodes 154 amino acids. NCBI's taxonomy places the organism in Eukaryota, Fungi, Mortierellomycota, Mortierellomycetes, Mortierellales, Mortierellaceae. The transcript has 2 exons.
AUGUCAUCCUCCAACAACGCUGCUUCCUCUUCUACCAGCAGAGUCGCUGGCAAAAAACGUGCUCGUGAGGAAUUGGAAGAAGAUAAGGGCGCGAGUCGCCAGACCUCGCCUUCACCAGACGGUCCACCUGCUGAUCCAGCGUUCCACUACGUGCCAUGGGAGCGUCCCGCCAGAGAAGUGAGCACGAUUAAGAAGCUUUUUCUGGAGAGCGAACUCUGCAAUUUCGGGGCGCGGACAGAGAUCCUGUACAUUUAUAAGGACUCUUCCUUAUAUCAAGGUGUUAUCUUGAGCACAAUCAAUUCCAUCGAUAUACAGAUAUCCAAGUUUCCCGUAAUCCGUUCUAAAGCUUCCACCCCAUGUCCCAAUGCAGUGUGCUUCAUCCACAACUACUGCAAGCAGUCGGUUCGUCCAACGCCGAUCGCUCCAAAGUGUACUGAGCGCAUUGCUCGUAAAGAGGAUCUCUAG